AUGGCCGACAUUAACGAGAUCGCCAAGCAGCGCGACCACUCCAUGCUCACCUGGGAGCAGCAGCAGAUCCAGGGAGCCGGUCCGAUCGUGCAGAAGCUCGCUGUAAGUCGAAUCGAGCGGGUGGUUUUGCGUAGCCGCUCGAGCUCGCGGCUCCCUCUAGGCAAUGGGUGCGGGAACAUCGUGGACAGCGCAGAACGCAACGCGGGUGGCAACGCAUCGAGUCGGCGGAGCGAUGGUGCGAAGGCAGCGCUGCCUGCUCACACUCUCGCCGCCCAGCCAUCCGGCUCCCUGCCCACUGGCCAGACCUCCACCGGAGCUAUGGCCGCGGGUCUGGCCUCGGCCUCGUGCGCGUGCGCUCGCUGUGCAGAGUUACUCGGUAACGCAAAGUGA
Molecule: messenger RNA, 390 nt
Organism: Trichosporon asahii var. asahii CBS 2479
Lineage: Eukaryota; Fungi; Basidiomycota; Tremellomycetes; Trichosporonales; Trichosporonaceae
Exons: 2
Coding region: 1-390 (129 amino acids)
Source: RefSeq, a predicted model, not a curated record